This is a messenger RNA of Trypanosoma cruzi, 1131 nucleotides long. RefSeq names its product mucin-like glycoprotein, putative. The coding region runs from base 1 to 1131 and encodes 376 amino acids. Lineage: Eukaryota; Euglenozoa; Kinetoplastea; Trypanosomatida; Trypanosomatidae. The record is from RefSeq and is a predicted model, not a curated record. The transcript has a single exon.
AUGAUGACUACUGUGAUGACGACGACUGCGCUGCGCCGUGAAGUGUGCGCCCUGUUGUCCCUCGCGCUGUUGUGCUGCUGCGCUUCCAUUUUCGUGACGGCUGCGGCUGCGACGGGGGCUGCUGUACAAUCAACUGAGUUGUAUUCCGGAGCGUCUGCCGUGAAAGUGUCGGUGGAGAUCUCGUGUGCGGACAGUAACAAUAUGUUGCAAUGGCGCUUCCCUGGCCAGUCAGAAUGGAAUAAGUGUUCAAGCUCACUGGGUGCUCAUGACUACACUGUUGUCGCGAGCAGUGGUGAUGAGGACACCGGAGAAUACACUGUGGAUACACCAUAUGAUGCAUCUUACACUGAUGAUGCUGAAUAUGUUGAAGUUGUUCUUUUGGAUUCUACAAGUGGGGCUUCUAGUCGUGUUGAUGAGUCACCCUGCCUCUCGGCCGAACAGAUGUACUUUGCUGCAAAAUGUAAUGAAUCCUGCAAGUCCGCCGGAGAGGAUAAAACCGCGUUUACAAUGGAAUAUUCGACGACUAACGCCAGUGGUGUGUACAAGAAGUGGCCGGAAAAGAAAACAGAAACUGAUGCUGCUGUGGGUAGCACCUCAGGCGUCUGUCAGUUAAAGACUUCUGUUGAAAAGGCACCUGAGGGCGUCAACAGUGGAACUCCAGUGGCCGCUGCAGCGGCGUCGACAGCACAAGUGACAGGAGUGGAGGCACCCGCAGCGGGGCAGGCGGCAGGCAGUUCGAGUUCAGCUGCGAGUGGGACCUCAUCAUCGGCACAGACUAUUGAGCAGGGGAUAUCCCCAGCGGACCCAAAAGCCGGUAACACUUCGCAGCUGCCAACAGGCGAAGGGGUUGGCAGAACGGAUGCAUCCGGGACGACGCAAACACCCUCAGCCACUCCCGCCAGCGGCAAUGGUGAGUCCUCCGGUGCAGCCACGGCCGGUGCUGCCUCACAGUCCGGCAAACCGACAUAUACGAAGGAGGCCAACAACAGUGCCACCACUGGAGCGCAGGGUCCCGGCACGUCGGACAGCAGCGCCAUCGCCACUGCGUGGGUGCACACACCACUGCUGCUGCUGCUGACCGCCCUUGCAUGUGCCGCUGGGCAGCGGUGCGGAGCAGCCACACACGAAUGA